Molecule: messenger RNA, 1721 nt
Organism: Perognathus longimembris pacificus (Pacific pocket mouse)
Lineage: Eukaryota; Metazoa; Chordata; Mammalia; Rodentia; Heteromyidae
Gene: Hykk
Product: hydroxylysine kinase
Exons: 5
Coding region: 36-1721 (561 amino acids)
Molecular function (GO): amino acid kinase activity
Source: RefSeq, a predicted model, not a curated record
CCGCCGCUGCCCCCCGCUGCCCCCCGCCCGGUAGGAUGUCGAGCGGGGACGCCGGCCCGGCCGCGGCCCACGCCAAGCCCGCCUUCACCGAGCCGCAGGCCGCGGCGCUGCUGGAGUCGGUGUUCGGGUUCAAGGCGGCCCGGGUCCAGCCGCUGCCCAGCUACGACGACCAGAACUUCCACGUGCACGUGGCGGGCGCGGGCGCGGGCGAGGGCCUGGGGUUCGUGCUCAAGAUCAGCAACAGCGAGAGCAGCGCCCACGCCGAGCUCAUCGCGCUGCAGAACGACGCCAUCGCCUUCCUCCGGGCCAGCGGCUUCCCCACCGCCUCCGUGUGCCGCACGCGCCGCGGCCACACCGCCUCCUCGUGUCCGUGGGUGAACAGCGGGUCGGGGAUCCGAAGCCACCUGGUGCGGCUCAUGACCUACCUCCCGGGCCGCCCCAUCGCCGAGGUGCCCGUCGGCCCCGCGCUGCUCUACGAGGUGGGAAGGCUGGCCGCCAGCCUGGACAAGACGCUGGAGCGGUUCCAGCACCCCGACCUGGGCCUCCUCCACCGGGAGGACUUCAUCUGGAACCUGAGGAACCUGCCGCUGCUGGAGCGGUUCGUGGGCGCCCUGGGCCGCGACGGCCGGCGCGCGCUGGUGGAGCGCGUCCUCCAGCUCUUCCGGCAGGACGUGCUCCCCAAGCUCGGCCUCUUCCGGCAGUGCCUCAACCACGGCGACCUGAACGACCACAACGUCCUGGUGGAGCCCAGCGCGGCGGGCGGCGACGCCCCGUACCGCGUGUCGGGCGUGCUGGACUUCGGCGACAUGAGCUUCGGGUACUACGUGUUCGAGGCGGCCAUCGCCAUCACGUACAUGAUGGUGGAGAGCCCCAGCCCGCUGCCGGCGGGCGGCCACGUGCUGGCCGGCUUCGAGAGCGUCGUCCCGCUCACGGCCGCCGAGCGCGGCGCCCUCUUCCCGCUCGUGUGCGCCCGCUUCGCCCAGUCCCUCGUCAUGGCCGCCCACACCUGCCAGCUGCAGCCCGACAACCGCGAGUACCUCAUGGUCACCGCCAAGACCGGGUGGAAGCGCCUGCAGCUCCUGCUCGACGCGGGCCGGGACGCCGUCGAGGAGGUCUGGUUCCAGACCGCCCGGUCCUACGAGGCCGCGCGGGCCCCCGGGCCCGGAGCCCAGCGCCCAUUAAACGUGACCCGGCCGCUCCCGCCGCUCCCCUUCCCCGCCGGACACCUGCCCGUGGGACACUGCCCCGCACGGCUCCUCGGAGCGGCCCGGGGCUGGGGCGCGGGGCGCUGCCGCACCGUCCUCCCCGCCCCCCUGCAGGGCCCCGACGCCGCCCCCGGGAGCCGAGCCAGCGCGGCCGGCCACCCGCCCUCCGGUGCCGCGCGCUUCUGGGGCUGGGACUCGGGCCCGGGCCCCGCCCGCCACCGGGCCCCACCCCCGGGGACCCCCGUCCGCCCCGCCCCCUCCCCCGGGGACCCCCGCCGCCGGGCCCCCACCCGCCCCCUGUCCCGCCGCCGGCCCCCACCCCCGAGCGCAGCGCCGCUGGCCCCGCCCCCCGCGCACUUCCGCGUGCCGCGCCGCGCAGCCACGCCCCCCGGCCGGCGUGCGCACGCGCGGCGGCCAUCUUGGCGGCGCGUCUUCCGGCCGGCGAGCGGUUUCCCCCGAGCGGAGCCGCGGUCCUCGGCGCCCCGGUGCGCGGUCCUGGCUCGAGCCCCUCGGUGA